This is a messenger RNA of Entelurus aequoreus (snake pipefish), 3535 nucleotides long. RefSeq names its product bifunctional 3'-phosphoadenosine 5'-phosphosulfate synthase 2-like. Gene Ontology annotation, molecular function: ATP binding; adenylylsulfate kinase activity; sulfate adenylyltransferase (ATP) activity. Gene Ontology annotation, biological process: sulfate assimilation; 3'-phosphoadenosine 5'-phosphosulfate biosynthetic process. Lineage: Eukaryota; Metazoa; Chordata; Actinopteri; Syngnathiformes; Syngnathidae. The coding region runs from base 252 to 2096 and encodes 614 amino acids. The record is from RefSeq and is a predicted model, not a curated record. The transcript is spliced from 12 exons.
UAGUGGGAAGCUCCGGCGUGGGGCUAACUAAGUGUGAUGUGUGGGUGAGGAGGAGGAGGAAGGCGGGAGGAGGUUGGGCCAGCCAGCGGAAUGCUACGUGUCUUGAAAGAGCUUUUUAAAGCACCCCCUCCUCCUUGUCAUCGUCUUCCGUCACUGGAGCCAACUCAAAGUUUGGUCGACGUUCCGAGCGGAGCACCUCCAUCGAGCGAGCCCGGUGUCCUACAGCCUGUCGGCGGGUCGCCUUCGUGGAAAUGUCCGGAGUGAAGAAGCCUCGCACGGACCUGAACAGGUCUACCAAUGUGGUCUACCAGGCCCACCAUGUCAGUCGGAGCAAGAGAGGGCAGGUUAUGGGCACCAGGGGAGGAUUCAGAGGAUGUACUAUCUGGCUCACAGGUUUGUCCGGGGCGGGGAAAACCACCAUCAGUUUCGCCCUGGAAGAGUUCCUGGUGUCCCAUGCCAUCCCCUGCUACUCCCUGGACGGGGACAACAUUCGCCAAGGCCUCAACAAGAACUUGGGGUUUUCCGCCGAGGACCGCGAGGAGAACAUCCGUCGCAUAGCUGAGGUGGCGAGGCUGUUUGCGGACGCCGGGCUCGUGUGCAUCACCAGCUUCAUCUCUCCCUUCGCCAAGGAUCGUACCGAGGCCAGGAAAAUACACGCCAGCGCCGGGCUGCCCUUUUUCGAGAUCUUCAUCCACGCUCCCCUGGAGGUGUGCGAGAGCAGGGACGUGAAGGGUCUCUACAAGAAAGCCCGAGCCGGGGAGAUCAAAGGCUUCACGGGGAUCGACUCGGACUAUGAGCGUCCCGAGGCGCCGGAGAUGGUGCUGAAAACCGGGGAGCUGUCGGUGAACGAAUGCCUCCAACAGGUGCUGGAGAUGCUCCGCGAGCAGAACAUUGUGCCGAGUGAGAUCAUGGAGGAGGUGAAUGAACUGUUUGUUCCGGAGAACAAGCUGAGUCUGGCUGUGGCGGAUGCGAGCACGCUGCCCACCAUCAGCAUCACCAAGUUGGACUUGCAGUGGGUGCAGGUUUUGGCCGAGGGCUGGGCGAGUCCUCUGAAGGGCUUCAUGAGAGAGCGAGAGUUCCUCCAAGUCUUGCACUUUGGCAACCUCUUGGACGGUGGCGCCAUCAACAUGUCCGUUCCCAUCGUCCUGCCCGUCAGCGUCGAGACCAAGCAAGAACUGGACGGCUGUGCCGCGGUAGCUCUGGAGUACAAGGGCACCCGUGUGGCAAUCCUGAGGAACCCGGAGUUCUUCGAGCACCGCAAGGAAGAACGCUGUGCGAGACAGUGGGGGACUGUGUGUCCACAACACCCGUACAUCAAGAUGGUGAUGGAGGGCGGUGACUGGCUGGUGGGCGGCGACCUGCAGGUGCUGGAGCCCAUCAAGUGGAACGACGGCCUGGACCAGUACCGCUUCACUCCGCGGGAGCUCAAGCAGAAGUUCAAAGACAUGAAAGCAGAUGCGGUAUUUGCAUUUCAGCUGCGCAACCCGGUCCACAACGGCCACGCCCUGCUGAUGCAGGACACCAAGCGCCGUCUGCUGGAGCGAGGCUACAAGAACCCGGUCCUCCUGCUGCACCCGCUCGGCGGCUGGACCAAAGACGACGACGUGCCCCUGGACUGGCGCAUGAGGCAGCACGCCGCCGUGCUGGACCAAGGCAUCCUGGACGCCGCCAGCACCGUGGUGGCCAUAUUCCCCUCGCCGAUGAUGUACGCCGGACCCACAGAGGUGCAGUGGCACUGCAGGGCCCGCAUGGUCGCCGGGGCCAACUUCUACAUCGUGGGCCGGGACCCGGCGGGCAUGCCUCACCCGCAGACUAAGCAGGACCUUUAUGAACCCACACACGGGGGCAAGGUCCUCACCAUGGCUCCAGGUCUCACCUCUGUGGAGAUCAUCCCCUUCCGGGUGGCUGCCUACAACAAGUCCAAGAAGGCCAUGGACUUUUAUGACCCGGAGUGUCACGCUGACUUUGAGUUCAUCUCCGGAACCAAGAUGAGGAACUUGGCCCGCAGCGGAAACAACCCGCCGGAUGGUUUCAUGGCCCCCAAGGCCUGGAAGGUUCUGGUGGACUACUACAAGUCCCUGCACAAGGACAAGUAAAUGGGCUGCUAAAGGAUAACGUAGAGUACUGAAUUGAGGUGACUAAGUGAGGUGGGUGUCGGGGAAACUUUUUGCCAAAUCCAAAUACUUUGAAGCAUUUCUGCAUUCCUUUCUGAAAAUUGUGCGAGUUAUGAAUUCACGGCAGUUUGUUACACGUCAACCCUUAAUCUGAGGCGGCGCACUUACCUUAGCGCGCUUGUUCAAUCUAGGCACGCCGCGUGGGAAUAUGUCUUUUUAUGCAUCGGAAGUAACUAGAAAUAAGAAUUUAAUGUAUAUUUUUAACUUGGAGCACUUGCUAUUUGGGGAUACUUUCUGAAGGAUACUCAUGAUUUGAAGACACUGUUACUUGUUUGCCUUAACAAUGCCAUCACUACCUUAAGUGCCGAAACCUUUUAAUACGUGUGUGUGAACGCCUUGAAGCUAGUCGUGUGAGUACAGCAUACAUCAGGUGCUUGUUUGGGGGGUUUUGGCCCCAUGGCAUUUUUGACACAAAAUAAAACCUCUCGUCUCAACAAUUACAAUUGUUGUCACUUUUAACAGGAAGCUGAGAUAAGCAGUUGUUUUCAUACAGUAUACACCCCUGGCAUACAGUGCAUACCAAGGGUGGGUGAUACUGCCAAUGUUGAUAUCAAUCUGUUACAGGGUAAACACCAGGCCAUUGAAUGAUUUCACAAUUUUGCUUUGAAAUGUGUUGAUCCAGAUGAUAAUCGGAAUAAAACACAGCACAAAUGUUUUUGAUAUCAAGACUAUCGGUAUUUGGCUCGAUCCACCCACCCCAGCAGGUAUUGAUCCAACGUUGAUUUUCCGUCAUGUCCAUUAACGUUGCAAAAUAGUUGUAUUUGUACAUUGAGACAACGUUGGUUUCUAACGUUGGAUCCACGUUUCAACGGUCAAAUCAACGCCAGAACCCAACAUUGAUAAAAACGUCGUCAAAAAGCACGUUAUUUUAACGUUGUAUUUGUGUUGGAAAAUGACCAAAACUCAAUGGUCAAAUCAACGUCAGAAUCCAACAUUGAUUAAACGUCGUCAGAAAGCAUGUUGUUUCAACAUUGUAUUUGUGUUGUAGAAUAUUGGUUGGGAAAUUACCAAAAUUCAAUGGUCAACUCAAGGUCAGAACCCAACAUUGAUUAAACGUCGUCAAAAAUCAUGUUGUUUUAACAUUGUAUUUGUGUUGGAAAAUGACCAAAAUUCAAUGGUCAAAUCAAGGUCAGAACCCAACAUUGAUUAAACGUCGUCAAAAGGCAUGUUGUUUCAACGUUGUAUUUGUGUUGGAAAAUGACCAAAAUUCAAUGGUCAAAUCAACAUCAGAACCCAACAUUGAUAAAAACGUCAUCAAAAAUCAUGUUGUUUCAACGUUGUAUUUGUGUUGGAAAAUUACCAAAAUUCAAUGGUCAACUCAAGGUCAGAACCCAACAUUGAUUAAACGUCGUCAAAAAGCA